UGACUUUUGAUAAAGAUCAUCAAGAUAAAGAGCUCCACAAAAAUCAUAUCAGUAACCUUUGGAUAUUCUCAUCCACUAUAUUAGACUUUAAUCUUCGUUGCUUGAAGGCAUAAUAUCGUUCUCGCCAGUGCGACCAUAUUAGUUUCUGCACACUGCACUUAGUUUUUCACCAUACUCAACAGGAUGGGUCGAAGUAAAAACAAAAUAAUUAAAAGAAAAAUGGACGUAGAUAAGGAAGUUCAGCGCCUAGAGGGCUUCAUGAAAGAUUCCCAGGCCAACUUGAGUGAAAUAGUCAGAAUCUAUUAUCGCAUUGCAAAAGAUGCAAGUUCUGAUGCGUCCAGCGCUAUUCCCAUCCUCAACAAAUUAGCAGUUCAAUUGCUGUCGUCUGAAGUGAUUAAGAUCUUGAAAAAACAUAGGCUGGACGCCUUUACUUACGUGCUGGUCGCCAACAACCUACUGGACGUGGAUGAUGUCAAAGAUGACUUGGAAAACGGAGACGUAUUGGUGACUAACGCUCCAUCCAAUGCGAUCAGGAAGCUCAAAGCAGAGCUCGGUGUUGUAUCAGUUUUUCCGCCCGCAACACCAGCAGCGGAAUGCGAACCACCAACACCGCCAGGCAACCCACAAGGGUCAACGAGCAGCAGGAAUUAUUUGGAUCACAAAACUGCAUCAACCACUGACGAGAACAGACUACCAAUAGAAAUUAUAAACCAAUUUAACAAUAUGAAAAAAGUUAACGACAUGAUCUUGUACAAGUUGCCAUUGAAUCGAUCAUCAACUUUCUCCGGAGCAUCUUCCAUCGUAAGGCGAUUCAGCUUCGGUGAGCCAGAUCCUUCCGGAAGCAAGACAUGCAAAACAAUUCUUCUGAUGGGUGCCACCGGUUCAGGCAAGACCACCAUGAUCAACGCCAUGAUUAAUUAUGUAUUGGGUGUUCAAUGGGACGAUCCCUUUCGUUUCAUACUUAUCGAUGAAGACGUGACAUCUCAAGCGUUUAGCCAAACCAGAAAGGUGACGGCGUACGACAUCCAUUACAGAAAUGGUUUCUGCGUUCCUUAUUCUCUGACAAUUGUCGACACUCCUGGAUUCGGAGAUACUGAAGGUAUCGAGCGCGACCAAGAAAUCACUUCGGCCGUCAAGCAAUUCUUUGAAAACAGAAAUGGCAUUCAAGAAUUAGACGCUGUUGGUUUUGUAGUGCAGUCUGCGCUGGCUCGCCUCACGAGCUCUCAGACGUACAUCUUCAAUUCGGUUUUGUCCAUUUUCGGCAAAGAUAUUGGGGAAAAUGUUCGCUUCCUGGUCACUUUCGCUGAUGGAGGGGAGCCUUCAGUCUUAGCAGCCAUUAAGGAGGCUAAGCUUCCUUGCCUAAUGGAUGCCAACAAGGAUCCCUGUCACCAGAGUUUUAAUAACCGUUGGGUCUUCGUCUCGAAUCAAACACCAGGUGAUCAUUUGUCUCCUAUCGAAUGGGACAACUUAAUGCAAAAUUUUCAAUCCUUUUUUACCGAGUUGUCCAAAAUGCCGAUCAAAUCGCUCCAACUCACCAAAGAAGUACUGAACAGCCGUGAAAGUCUACGCAUCACUAUUCAAGGUCUAGCAGCGACCAUCCAGGCGCACUUGAUGAAGAUGGAAGAGCUGCGGAGGAUAGAGGAAAUCAUCGCCUUGUACAAAGACCAUGUUGACGCUAAUAAGAACUUUGAAAUCACGGUGAAAGUACCCAAGAAGAAGCGAAUUGAGGUUGAAAUGUAUGCAGCCCUGAAUUGCUUAAUGUGCGAAGUAACGUGCCAUUAUCCUUGUAACCCGGUUCUGUGGACGGGCUUUUGCCCUGUGUUCUGGGGUUUAGAAACAUUUUCAUCAUUAAAAUCGAGUUUUCUAGCGUGCAAAGUCUGCCCGGGAAAGUGCGCAACUACAGACCACGCAAACGAACUCACUAAGUGGAUAUACGUUCAAGAAGAAGAGACUCGCACUCUCAAUGAAAUUCGCAAAAAGUACGAGGACGCAAUGGCAAAGACGCUUAGUUUUGAAGAACUAAAGAAUGCCUUGCAAGGAGAGGCGGAGCAACUGAAAUUCAAAAUCAUGAAAGCGAUGGAUGAGAUCACUCGCUGCUCAAAUCUUUUAAAUGAGAUAGCACUGCGAGGUGAUUCCCUCUCCACUCCCGAAUAUAUUAACUUGAUGAUUGAAAACGAAAACAAGGAAAAAAAACCUGGUUACUUGGAAAGGAUUAAAAGUUUUGAAGACCUGUUGAGAAAGGCUGAACUUACGAAAGACGUUACCGACGGCGGUGAUUUAGCCAAGCAGUUCAAAAAGUAAGUUGACAUACAGAUCUGCCAAGGAAUACUAUAGCAAAGAGGAUUUCUUUUGUUAUUAAGCAAAUGUGAGAAAAUUGAAUUAUCACAGCAAAUUGGCUUUGAAGUGCACUUGCAAAAUUUUAAAAUUUAUUGCUUUCCGCCUUUAUUUUUUAUGGUUUUUUGAAUUGUGAGUGGGCAGGGUGGGUUUUUAAUGUAGAACUGAAUAAUUUCAUCGAUGGCUUCUAGUGUGAUUGCUAAAUAUUCGUUAAUCUUUUCCAUUUCUUUAAAAAUAGCAAGGUGUGAUACGGAUUAUGAAAAGGCUUGUUGAAAUUCGGACUGUGAAAUAGAUUUAGAAGGGGCCAAUGUGAUGUCAUUGUAAUACAUUGCACCUGAUUGGGAUUUGAAAA
Molecule: messenger RNA, 2686 nt
Organism: Daphnia magna
Lineage: Eukaryota; Metazoa; Arthropoda; Branchiopoda; Diplostraca; Daphniidae
Exons: 3
Coding region: 184-2301 (705 amino acids)
Molecular function (GO): GTP binding
Source: RefSeq, a predicted model, not a curated record